GGGAUUAUCCACCAAGUAGGGCAAGUGGCUGAGGCUAAGGACUGCAAUUCCAUCCAGCCUAGUUCAUUUCAGUCAUCCGCUCAGCGCACAGACGGAACAAGGAGAGCAAUUUCAGCGCUGCGUAUUUGUCAAAGCCCCCCCAAAAGCCUAAAGUUAAAAAAAAAAGAAACAAAGAAAGAACAGAAAAAAAUGGUAAAGUACAUGAGACAUCACAGCGAGCUGAAACCCGAAGAGGUCCUGUCGGAGUCUGAUGCGUCCAUGGACCAGCAGGAUUUCGGAGAGAUGUCCGACUAUUCUUUCAGCGACGUUAUAUACUCCAAAUGUUCCGCAAUGGACCAAAUCGGCACUUUUAUGAAGAACGUGCAAGUGCUGCUCGAUGCAGCCAAUUACAUUGAAAACAUUGAGAAGAACAACGGAAAAUGUGAGCACGGGUAUGCUUCAACAUACCCUGCAACCCAGAUUUCACUUCAACAGAAACAACGCAAAUUGAAGAACAGGAAACUGGACAAUAUUCACAAUAGGUCGGCACACAAUGAACUGGAAAAGAACAGGCGAGCACAUCUUCGUCUGUGCUUGGAGAGGUUGAAGUCCCUCAUUCCUCUGGGACCAGACUGCAGUCGGCAUACCACUCUGGGACUGCUCAACAAGGCCAAAGCACAUAUCAAGAAACUUGAAGAGAUAGACCGGAGGAGUCAGCACCAGCUGGAGACCUUAGAGAGGGAGCAAAGGCACCUGCAGAGGCAGCUAGCUCUGCUGCAGACCCAUGGAGAGUGGGAGCGCGUUCGUACGGACAGCCUGGGUUCCCGCAUGGACUCUGAUCGAUCAGAGUCUGAUAGAGAGGAAAUUGAAGUUGAUGUGGAAAGCACUGAGUUCUCCCAUGGAGAAAUGGACAGUGUAAGCACCAGUGGUGCAAGCGACCUGGAUGACCAUAGCAGCCGGCAGAGCUCCGCCAGUGACGAGGGCUACUCCACUUGCAGCCUGAAACUGGCCUUUUCUGCUUAAAGCACCAGCCUAUACUUUCAUUAAGCUGCAGUCUUUUAUGGCUUUUACCUGUCAAAGUACCAGCCUACAGCUCCAGUCUCCCUUACCGUUUAGCUAAUGUGUCAUCAGAAGAACCAGCCCCUAUCCUAUCUUUACCUGACAAAUGAAACAUCUCCACCCAAGAACCAGCCUUAAGUUCAGCUCAAGUCUGAAAGUCUAAAGCAGUCUCCUUCCAAAAGCCAAGCGGCUCCAAUUUACACAGCCACAAAUCUCCAGCAAUAUACGGUUUCCUUACUUUAAAAGAUGACUUAACCAAUCACCCGAAUGUCCCUUUACCCAUUACCAGCUUGAAGCCGCCAUACCUGCACUUGACAGUGAUCCUUGAGAGGACCCAUGAAUGCACCUGUGUCAAACACUAAAGGCUAAACUGUACCUUUAGUGAAGUUGAUCCUCAGAAACCAGCAAAACAGACAAAAAAAUCCCAAAUACCAGCUAGAAACUCACCAUUGGGAACGUUCGCUCCAUUGCCUUGUAAGAAAAAAAAAAACAUGGCCCUUUUUCUUUGGAUAAUAUAUCCAGAUAGCACUUCUUGUAAAUGUACAAGUCAGAGGAAAGGGCUAAAAUGUCUGCAUUCCAAAAUGUUUAUCACACUUCUUUAACCUCUGCUUUAGGACCCACAAACAUCAUUGAUCCAUGUGGCGUCCUACUUCUUAAGUGACAUACAGUCAGAUACAGACAGGUGGUGCAGUCCACCCUUGUUAUUCUAAUUUAUUUUGCAUAUAAUAUUUAUUUUUGGUAUAUUUAAUUGUACUGUAGCUAGGUCUUGGUCAUGCUUGAAUGGGAAAAAAAACCUUGCUGUUAAAUUCUUUCAUUAUUUUCUGUUUCUAAAUGUUUACCAAACUUACAUGAUGUAAAAUCCCCACUGAAACAGUGCUAGGAGUUUAAUGCAUUACUCGAAAUGCUUUCACACUGUGCGUGAAUUAAAUUUUUUUAGACAGUAAUAAGCUAUCCCGCACUUGUCCAAGCACAAAGCUCAAGCAAUAAUGCCUCUAGUUUUAAUAUAUCUUCAGUGUUGGCUGGGUUUAGCACAUUAUUCUGUCCGUCCAACUCCAAAUUAUAGUUUUCCACUUGCUCCAGCGGUAGUACCAGCUAUUCAUAAUCAACAGUGAAAUGAUUGUAAUGGACUCGAAACGCUAUGGUGCAUGUGUAUUUGAAUGUAGCCUUUCUAAUCAUGUUGUAAUGUGCUUUUGAUUGAGUCUUAAAACCAUGUUUGUAGCAUGAACCACAUAAACACCACAGAUUUUGGUUUGUACUUCAUUGUUUAACUUUUUUGUUUGUAUCGUAGCAGAAAAAGCUAAAAUCCUUGAAAUCUGGAGACUUGAUAAUUUGAUGUGUAUUUGACGCAAAGAAUUGCACUGCUGAGCUAUUCGAAUCCAUGAAACCAAAUGAGACCAUUUAUCUGCAUUCUUCUGAUCCAGUUUCUAAGUAGAUCACCACCAAAUUGUGUCUUAAAGUGGGUAUAUGACUCUUGCACCUGUAACCCCCAACGUGUUUGGGAAACUAUAAAAUGCACUAUGAAAAUGACUUUUGUUAAGGAAGUACGUUGAAGCACACCCCCAGAAUGUUUUUCUUGUGCUUAAUCAGCCAUCCAAGGUGACUUUUUUGCAAAACAUGUGCUGCUGGUCCCCUGCUUUGUUACAGUUCCUGAUAACUACCCUUGAAAUCUUAAUAAACCUCUACACAGAAAAACCCCAA
Oreochromis niloticus (Nile tilapia) is the source of this 2736-nucleotide messenger RNA. Its product is annotated as max-interacting protein 1. The transcript has 6 exons. NCBI's taxonomy places the organism in Eukaryota, Metazoa, Chordata, Actinopteri, Cichliformes, Cichlidae. The coding region runs from base 190 to 1002 and encodes 270 amino acids. Gene Ontology annotation, molecular function: RNA polymerase II cis-regulatory region sequence-specific DNA binding; protein dimerization activity; DNA-binding transcription factor activity, RNA polymerase II-specific. The record is from RefSeq and is a predicted model, not a curated record. Gene Ontology annotation, biological process: regulation of transcription by RNA polymerase II.